Choloepus didactylus (southern two-toed sloth) is the source of this 1260-nucleotide messenger RNA. It is a transcript of the gene PHOX2A, whose product is annotated as paired like homeobox 2A. Lineage: Eukaryota; Metazoa; Chordata; Mammalia; Pilosa; Megalonychidae. The transcript has 3 exons. The record is from RefSeq and is a predicted model, not a curated record. The coding region runs from base 1 to 843 and encodes 280 amino acids. Gene Ontology annotation, molecular function: RNA polymerase II transcription regulatory region sequence-specific DNA binding; DNA-binding transcription factor activity, RNA polymerase II-specific. Gene Ontology annotation, biological process: regulation of transcription by RNA polymerase II.
AUGGACUACUCCUACCUCAAUUCGUACGACUCGUGCGUGGCAGCCAUGGAGGCGUCCGCCUACGGGGACUUCGGCGCCUGCAGCCAGCCUGGUGGCUUCCAGUACAGCCCCCUGCGGCCCGCCUUUCCCGCUGCCGGGCCCCCCUGCCCCGCGCUCGGCUCCUCCAACUGCGCGCUUGGCGCCCUACGGGACCACCAACCCGCGCCCUACUCGGCAGUGCCCUAUAAAUUCUUCCCGGAGCCGUCGGGCCUGCACGAAAAGCGCAAGCAGCGGCGCAUUCGCACCACUUUCACCAGCGCGCAGCUCAAGGAGCUGGAGCGCGUCUUCGCUGAGACCCACUACCCUGACAUUUACACGCGUGAGGAGCUGGCGCUCAAGAUCGACCUCACCGAGGCUCGCGUGCAGGUCUGGUUCCAGAACCGCCGAGCCAAGUUCCGCAAACAGGAGCGUGCGGCCAGCGCCAAGGGCGUGGCGGGUGCGGCGGGCGCGAAGAAGGGCGAAGCGCGCUGCUCGUCGGAGGACGACGACUCCAAAGAGUCCACGUGCAGCCCCACGCCUGACAGCACCGCGUCGCUGCCGCCGCCGCCCGCGCCCGGCCUGGCCAGCCCGCGCCUGAGCCCCAGCCCGCUGCCCGCCGCCCUCGGUUCCGGGCCCGGCCCACAGCCGCUCAAGGGCCCCUUGUGGGCCGGCGUGGCGGGCGGCGGGGGCGGCGGUCCGGGCGCGGGAGCGGCGGAGCUACUUAAGGCCUGGCAGCCGGCGGAGCCCGGGCCGGGACCCUUCUCGGGGGUUCUGUCCUCCUUCCAUAGGAAGCCCGGCCCCGCCCUGAAGACCAACCUCUUCUAGCCACCGGACUUGAGAGGCUGCGGGCCUGUCCCCCAGAGCCGCCCCUGCCCCUCCACGACCCGACAGAAUCCCUCCCCAUCGUGGCCGCCGGCCUGGAAACCACCAUCCGUCCCCACCCCACCCCCCAUCGUGUCCGGCCCUUGGGUGUGCCCUCCCUAGUGUGGGGACCGAGUCCGGGCCACUCCGCGCCUCACCCACCCCCACGGGGCAGUGCGGCGGUACUUCUCACCGGGAUCAAGUAACACCCGUCCCUAACAGUUCCCGAACGUGGAGGUCCUAAAGACGAGCGGCCCAGCUCCCUCCCGCGACCCUGCAGCUGGCUGGUCCUUACCCUGGGGACUGAGUGCCCGCUGGGCCGUGCCCGGGCCAACCCGCACUGACCCCACCCAGGCACGGGCGGGACGUCGCUGGGAGAGC